GUGAACAAUUGUCAUCACAUCACUGCAUUCAUUCUAUUCAUCAUUAUUAUAUAUUUAUAUACCUUAAUUAGUUUAACCAUUUGGAAAUUUCAAUAUCUCAGCCUCAGAUGAACUGGCAAGACAUAAAGAAACCUUCAAAUUUUCCAUUCUUUCCUCUGCCUAAGACGCAAUUUUUUUAGGUAAGAGAAUCAUAUUUAUCCCUUUACGGCCUGUCAGUAAUCUUGGUUUUCAUUUAUCACCCUCGGAAAUUUCUUCUUUAGAAUAUUUUCAGGCUUCAAUUCAAUCUCUCCAUUCUUCUUCAACACAGUAUGAGAGACUUUGCAUCUUGUUUUAGUGAAUAUGCAGUGCAGGUUUCUGAUACAUCAUGUUCAAGUUAUUCAAAUAAUUCUUGUAUUUCUCCUAAUCCGAUCCCUUCGGUUCAAAAUGCUGUCACAUGUUUAUAUAGAACCAUUCUCUCCAAUCAAAAGAAGAUUUUGAUCACAGUUACAUGGUGCAAGAGCAGCUUGACUCAAGGCCUGAAUAUAACCUUUGGUGAUGAUCAAUCAAGCGCCUUCAAACUUAACACGAAUUCGCGCUUAUUCAAAAAGUUAAAAGGCAGCAAAUCACUUGAAUUCCAGAAUAGUAAAAUUGAAGUUAUCUGGGAUCUUUCUGCAGCUAGGUAUCCUACAGGCCCUGAACCUGUCGAUGGUUAUUAUAUCUUCGUCACCAUUGAUUCAGAACUUGGCCUUAUUCUUGGAGAUACAGCUCAAGAAGCUUGGAUGAAAAAGCACAAAAAUGGCACUCAAAUGGCGAAAUUCUCAUUAAUUUCGCGCCAAGAACAUUUUACGGGCAAUACCCUUUAUUCAACUAAGGCUCAGUUCUGCAAUACUGGUGCUGCUCACGACAUUUUGAUACGUUGUAGUGGAGAAAAAGAUGGCCAAAAGCAUCCGGUCCUAUCAGUUUGUAUCGAUAAGAAGAUUGUAAUUCGCAUAAAGCGCUUGCAAUGGAACUUCAGAGGGAAUCAGACAAUUUUAUUGGAUGGUUUGCUUGUUGAUCUCAUGUGGGAUGUUCAUGAUUGGUUCUACAAUCCAGCCUCGGGAUAUGCCGUGUUUAUGUUCCGAACCAGAAGUGGCAUGGAUAGCAGAUUGUGGUUGGAAGAGCAGCAGUUGCAGAAAGAUCAAGAUCAAGUUGAAUUCUCAUUAUUGAUCUGCGCCUGCAAAUCCCUUUAGAAGACAAAUUUUAUGGUUUUUUUUCUUGUUUCUUUUUAGAUAUUUCGAUUAUUUAUAUUAAGAAUUUAAUCUUGGUAAACUGACAAUAACUUGAACAAAGUAAACUCCUAUUCCUACUUUUUCUGUUUUUGAGGUUUGAAAGUGCAAGUGCUAGAUUGAUAUUAUGUGUAUUAUGCCCCAUUAAUUCUUUUUUCAUCUUUUACAUUUCCAUAUUUAAGUUUGAUUCAA
Messenger RNA from Olea europaea var. sylvestris, 1436 nucleotides. RefSeq lists its product as uncharacterized. The record is from RefSeq and is a predicted model, not a curated record. NCBI's taxonomy places the organism in Eukaryota, Viridiplantae, Streptophyta, Magnoliopsida, Lamiales, Oleaceae. The transcript has a single exon. The coding region runs from base 309 to 1208 and encodes 299 amino acids.